AUGUAAGGAAAAGGAGGCAAAUAAGUUAAACUUAAACAUAUUGAGUCUUUCUUAUCAGACUUAGAUAACUUCGAAUAAGGAGAGUUUAGCAAGUUAAAAUUAGAGUAGCAUAUGACUCCAGCAAAUGUAGCAGCACUAUGUGUCUCCAUGGUUGCAGAAAUUGAGGAAAAUUUGGAAGAUUAAAUAGUUGGAGAUUUUGGAUGCGGUACAGGAAUGUUAUCUUGUGGUAUGCUCUGUGUUGGUGCAGGGCAAGUUAUUGGCUUGGAAUUAGACUCUAAGUAUGCGUAAAUUACUUUGGAUACUUUGGAAGACAAAUUCGAAGAUCCUAGCAUGUAUGAUAUUAUAAAUAUCAACGUUAAACAUUGGUAACCUCCAACAUUGAAUGGAAAAUUAUUUGAUACUGUUGUUAUGAAUCCUCCAUUUGGAACAAAAGAUGAAGGAAUAGAUGUCGUUUUUCUUGAAAAAGCAUUUUAAACAUGCUCAGGAAAUGUAUAUUCUAUGCAUAAAUCAUCAACAAGAAAAUUCUUGUAAAAGAAAGCUGAAUAGUGUGGUUAUGAAUUUACAGUUCUUUAAGAAAUAAAGUUUCCUCUUCCAAAGAGAUUUAAUAAAUAUCACAAAAAAGAAGUAGCAUACACUGAGGUAGAUUUUAUAUUAUUUAAACCUAAGAAAAUGAUUCCUUAAAUAAAAUAAUAACAAAAUGAAGAGAAAAAAGUUAAUAUUUAAGAAUGA
Molecule: messenger RNA, 729 nt
Organism: Tetrahymena thermophila SB210
Lineage: Eukaryota; Ciliophora; Oligohymenophorea; Hymenostomatida; Tetrahymenidae
Product: methyltransferase-like protein
Exons: 6
Biological process (GO): rRNA methylation
Molecular function (GO): nucleic acid binding; rRNA (adenine-N6-)-methyltransferase activity
Source: RefSeq, a predicted model, not a curated record